This is a messenger RNA of Sphaeramia orbicularis (orbiculate cardinalfish), 4475 nucleotides long. RefSeq names its product protein kinase C epsilon type-like. Bases 1161 to 3470 code for a protein of 769 amino acids. The transcript is spliced from 15 exons. Gene Ontology annotation, biological process: protein phosphorylation. Gene Ontology annotation, molecular function: ATP binding; diacylglycerol-dependent serine/threonine kinase activity. Lineage: Eukaryota; Metazoa; Chordata; Actinopteri; Kurtiformes; Apogonidae. The record is from RefSeq and is a predicted model, not a curated record.
UUUUUUUUUUUUUUGCAUGCAUUUUUAUUUGCACAGAUGGGAGCUGCAGACAUCUGCGCCUGAGCAGCAGCAGCAACAACAGCAGCAGCAGGAGGAGGGAGGUGAAGGAAAGUGUUGCUGAAGGGCACCUUGGUGGAAUGUUAAAGCGUUUUAUUUCUUCACUUUCUCCACCCGUUUUCGCCUCCUUUCUCCUCCUCCCUGCUGCCUCUAAACACCUCCCUUGUCUGGCUUGCGUCGCACUCCCCCCACGUCUGUCACACCAGGCUCCGAGAAAUCUGACGUGUUUUUCGCAUUUCCUGCACCAGAGAAGGGAAGAGUACUGAGCAGAGCCAGAGGUAUGUCCACGGGGAAGUUAGGAGAAACAGCAGCGGUGGGUGGAGGAAACCAGCCUGAGCACUAGGAUACCCCCCACCCCCUCUGUCUACCUAUCUGUCUACCUAUCUACCUACCACCCUCCUCCUCUUCUUCCUCCUCCUCCUCCUCCACCGGCCCCUGCUGCGGUCGUCAUCCAAGCCGCCGUCAGAGCGCAGCGGUCCGGCUACAACAUCCCCGAUGCACCGCGGAGGCUGUGAGCAAGCAGCCGGAGCCUCCCGCCCCUCCGUACCGUGCAAUGCAACACAGGCCGGUCCCUCCACCUCCACCGCCACCUCCACGGAGCCCUGUCACGGUUAGCGGACUUAUUUAACAUCUUCGGAGGUAAAACAAAAACAUGACAGAGCGGUUCACAUCUGGGGCCUGGGCUCGGAGGGGGUUUUGCUAACUCGCGCUGCUCUUUUUUUUUUUUUUUUUUUUUUUUGUUAGCUCUUCAUGUUUCUUCCGCGCGCGUCUAACGGUGGAGGCUCGUGCCAGUCUUUCGGUUGUUUAUCUUUCCGUGGGAGAUAUUUGUAAUAGUAUUUGACAGGUGUGGACGUUUACAGUUAAAAAAAAAAAAACAAAAACAAAAAAAAAACAAAAAACAAUUGCUUCAGAGUGGAGGUGGACCGUAGCUCAGCUCAACUCAGAACCACCGGUUGAAAACACACAAAAACUGGACAAAGAGUUAGGUUUGUUAAAGUUCCUCGAGGCCGAAGGUGUGGUGGUUGUCAUAGAGAACACUGCCGUAAAACAGCACCAGGUGUGGGUGUGGGAGGGGGGGGUGUUUGUGUCUUGUAAUAAUAGCCAUGGUGGUCUUCAACGGGCAGCUGAAGAUCAAAAUCUGCAAGGCGCUGGACCUCAAACCCACGGCUUGGUCCUUGCGUCACGCCGUCGGUCCCAAAACACAGACUUUCCUCCUGGACACGUACAUCGCCCUGAACGUGGAUGACUCCCGCGUGGGCCAGACGUCCACCAAACAGAAGACCAACAGCCCCGCGUGGAAUGAUGAGUUCACCACGGAGGUCCACGACGGACGCAGGAUCGAGCUGUCAGUGUUCCACGACGCGCCCAUUGGAUAUGAUGACUUCGUGGCCAACUGCAUCAUCCAGUUUGAGGACAUCCUGCACAACGGCAGCAAACACUUCGAGGACUGGAUCGACCUGGAGCCAGAAGGGAAGGUGUACAUUGUCAUCGACCUAUCAGGAUCUUCCAGUGAGGCUGCAGCAGGUUCCAGUGAAAAUGAGGAGCGAGUGUUUCGGCAGCGGAUGCGUCCCAGGAAGCGUCAGGGCGCCGUUCGUCGGCGGGUCCACCAAGUUAAUGGACACAAGUUUAUGGCCACCUACCUGAGACAGCCCACCUACUGCUCCCACUGCAGGGACUUCAUCUGGGGCGUCUUAGGAAAGCAGGGCUACCAGUGUCAAGUGUGCACCUGUGUGGUCCAUAAGCGCUGCCAUGAGCUGAUCAUUACCAAAUGUGCAGGAAUGAAGAAGCAGGACGACACAGUAGGGGAGCCUGUUGGGUCCCAGAGGUUCAGUGUCAAUGUACCCCACAAGUUCAGCAUCCACAACUUUAAAGUUCUCACCUUUUGCGACCACUGUGGGUCUCUACUGUGGGGCCUGCUGCGACAGGGGCUACAGUGUAAAGUGUGUAAAGUAAAUGUCCACAGGCGCUGUGAGAGUAAUGUGGCUCCUAACUGUGGUGUGGAUGCCAGAGGAAUCGCUAAAGUCCUCUCUGACCUUGGAGUCACACCAGACAAGAUCUCCAAUAGCGCCCAGAGACGAAAAAAGCUUCCUCAGGGUCAGGAGCCUCAGCAGCCGUUAUCAGGGAUGCCUCAGACAGAAGACGAUCGUUCAAAGUCUGCCCCCACCUCGCCAUGUGACCAGGAUGUGAAGGAGCUGGAGAACAUCAGGAAGGCCAUGUCAUUCGACCACCGCGGUGAGGAGCACAACACCCACCCGCUGUCCUCCCCCUCCUCUGUCGCUACGGUAACAGGGGACAGCCCAACAUCAGCAGGAGGCGGUGACGGAGAUGGCGUCGGGGUGGAGGGGAAAAAAGAAGCGCAGGAGAACGGAGAGGUCAAAGGUCACAGUGUUCCAGAAGCGAAGAGGAUGAACCUACAUGACUUUGUGUUUAUCAAGGUUUUGGGCAAAGGAAGCUUUGGUAAAGUGAUGCUGGCAGAGCUGAAGGGUAGCGAUGAGGUGUACGCCGUCAAAGUGCUGAAGAAAGAUGUGAUCCUGCAGGACGACGAUGUGGACUGUACCCUGACCGAGAAACGCAUCCUGGCCCUGGCCAGAAAACACCCGUACCUGACACAACUCUUCUGCUGCUUCCAGACCAAAGAUCGUCUGUUCUUUGUGAUGGAGUACGUCAAUGGUGGAGACCUGAUGUUUCAGAUUCAAAGGUCGAGGAAGUUUGAUGAGGCCCGAUCUCGAUUUUACGCAGCCGAGGUCACAUCUGCGUUAAUGUUUCUACACCGGAAUGGAGUCAUAUACAGAGACUUAAAGCUGGACAACAUCCUGUUGGACGCAGAGGGACACUGUAAGCUGGCAGACUUUGGGAUGUGCAAAGAGGGCAUCCUCAAUGGAGUCACCACCACCACCUUCUGUGGGACACCAGAUUACAUCGCUCCUGAGAUCCUUCAGGAGCUGGACUACGGCCCCUCGGUGGACUGGUGGGCUCUGGGCGUCCUGAUGUACGAGAUGAUGGCUGGCCAGCCGCCGUUCGAAGCCGAUAAUGAAGACGACCUGUUCGAGUCCAUCCUCCAUGAUGACGUCCUGUACCCGGUCUGGCUCAGCAAGGAGGCCGUGUCCAUUCUCAAAGCGUUUAUGACUAAGAGUCCUAACAAACGUCUGGGCUGUGUGGUGGCUCAGGGUCUGGAGGAGGCCAUUAAACUCCACCCGUUCUUCAGAGAGAUUGACUGGACGCUGCUGGAGCAGAGGAAGAUCAGACCCCCCUUCAAACCACGCAUCAAAACCAAAAGGGAUGUGAAUAACUUUGAUCAGGACUUCACACGUGAAGAGCCCGUCCUGACACCUGUGGAUGACAACAUCAUCAAACAGAUCAACCAAGAUGAGUUUAAAGGAUUCUCCUACUUUGGAGACGAGACUGCAGCCUAAACACACACACACAUAAACCCACACAUACACACUGUACAUACACUCAUACAAUUAACUAUAAAUACAUACACACUCACACAAACAUCUGCACACACCAGGAAAUGAUCGAGGAAAAGACAAAACAUUAGAAGAAACAGUGAUCUCUAAGAAACACAGCCUCUGACGGGAGACCUCCUGAACUUGUACUGAUUCUCAACACUCCAGGAAUUAUACUAGACCACCUGUAUCUCUCACUAUGGUUUCUGUGCUCUUGUUGCUUGUCCAUGUGUGCAUAUCUCAUCAAACGGUAUGGUCCAGCAGCAUGUUCGUGUUUGGGUAAACGCUGUUAGAAACCACCCGACGCUCCUUCAGUUGGAUUUAUGAUAAACACCUAAAACCAGAAUGGUUACAAGUGCAAGGUAGGGGCAGUCAGUGAGUGUGUGUGAGUGUGUGUGUGAGAAAGGAGGACUAUGUGUACAAGCAUGCAUGCAUUCAUACCUCUAGAAAGACAUUUGUGUACAUGUACUGUGUCUGUCUCCGUGUUUAAAGAAUGUUUUUCUUCCCUAAACAUGUAUGUGAAUGGAAAAAAAAGUCAUUGAACCUUUGAUUGUAUUUAAAGAAAAACAGGUCUUGAAAAGUAUUUUAUUCUCAACGAGGACAGGAUGUGUAUUUAUCAACGUCUCAGAAUCACUCCAAGGAAUCAUGGCAUUUGCACAUCAAGUUUGUAUUAUUUUUUUGGAUGCGUUAUUUAACCUGUCAUCUGAUAAAAAUCCCAAAGACAUUUCACACACUGAGCCCGAUGCGUAUUAUUGCUCUGUUGUGAAAAUUAAAAGAAUGAGAGAAAAUAGAGCCUGAAAACACUGAAACUUACACACAAGAUGAUACUUAUUUGAUAAUACUUCCAAUUAUCAGUCUGUUUAUCACACCUUUCUGCCAAAUUCUGCCAGUUUAACCAUUACACUCUUUGUUCAAGUUGAGAAAAACUCCCCAAAAAACCCUUUAAUGGGCUAAAAAUGGAAGGAACUU